This is a messenger RNA of Paralichthys olivaceus (Japanese flounder), 1494 nucleotides long. It is a transcript of the gene haus8, whose product is annotated as HAUS augmin like complex subunit 8. Gene Ontology annotation, cellular component: centrosome; cytoplasm; nuclear microtubule. Gene Ontology annotation, molecular function: microtubule binding. Gene Ontology annotation, biological process: centrosome cycle; spindle assembly. The record is from RefSeq and is a predicted model, not a curated record. NCBI's taxonomy places the organism in Eukaryota, Metazoa, Chordata, Actinopteri, Pleuronectiformes, Paralichthyidae.
CCAAUGUAUCACUGUUUGUUUCUGGCGGCUGACUAAGCUGGCGUACAGGCGGGUCUUUCUCAAACCACUCCGUCCUGUGUUUGUAUCUCAGCAGCAGAAAGAAGCGCUUCUCAUGAAGAUGUAGCUUCAGGAGUUUCUUUCUAUCCACCACCCAGCUUCGACACAAUAUGGCGUCGAGAAGAACAACAAUAGCACCAAGUGCUUUAAAGGGCAGCGACGCUUUAAGCUCGAAAAGUGGGAACAGUUCUAAUAAAACCAGCAACAGCGGGACUGGGAGGAAAACUGUGAAGUCAAGUGGAACCAUAGUCAAGUCUCGAUAUAUGCAGUCUGCUGAGAAGUCAUCCCUUUCUAAGAGUAACUCGCUGACCAAUGAGUCUAUUGCUGUUCCACCGAGGCCUUCCUCACCUAAACCCAGUGGUGUCAGACCAAAGGUGGGCAUAUCACCAAGGCGCUCAAUGGCACCACAGGCUCUUGCAACAUCGAUCAUGUCGCGUGAAACAGAACCGUCCCUGCUCGGGGAAAGUAUUCUGCAGUCUACUUUCUCAGCUGGGCCCUGCUUUCGACCAGAGUUUGAUAUUUCAGUCAUUAAAGAGAAAACAGUGAUGGAAAAUGCAGCAGAACCCGAGAGAAACCCUGAAGAGGAGAAGAGGGACAUUGAGAUGCAAACAUUACGACUGGCAUACCUCACAGCUAAGAUGGAGAGCAAUACUGCAAAACUCAAGGCGGAGGCAGAGGCACAGAUCCUGCAGAUAAUGGAGGAAGAACAGGCGCUGCAUAAGGACGUCCAUGAGAAGAAGCGCCAGUACCUGCUCGCAGAGAAGAACAGGCUGAUGAAUGAGUUGCUGGAUUUGCAGAUUGCUGCACUGACUCCUGUGGCAGAAGCUGCCCAGCAGUUCACAGAGCACUACAAGUCUUUUGCAACGGCUGUUGACAUCACCCGACAUGAGCUGCCUGUCAAGAACUUCUACAUUGAUGGAGACAGAAGGGAAUUUUUAGAUAAAGCUGUGGUUUGCCUGAAGGAGAGUGAGCAGUUGUUGCUGGGCUGUACAGAGGGAGAUCACAAGGACAACAGCACCUCUCUUGAGUGCCUCAGGAACAUCAAAUUGACAUCAAAAGACAUCAGCCAGCAGCUGUCAGGUGCUUUUUCAGAGCUGCUGGAGCUGUCUUCAUCAGCCUGUCGACAUAAAAUCCUCGUUCAGCAGGCCGUGGAGGAGGAGCAGCUCGGUACUGCAAGAACCCACGAGCUCUACUUUCCCAAACAGUGAAAAGAUGCCACACAACAUUGGAAACAUAGUACAUGCACUUUGAUAACCCCAAUUACCUUUGUGCCAUUUCUGACAUAUUGUGUACUGUCAAAUGUUUUUGUGUGCUCGAAUUUGUAAAUGUAAAUAUGAUGUGCAAAAACAAUGACUGAUGGUGUGUAUAGAUAAAAACAUUGUUAGUAAAUAGAAAGCAAUAUAAAUAAUGAAUUAAACAGUCAACAUGGUCAAAAAA